AUGCCCGCGGAUGGCACGGCGCUGGAGCGUCUCGAGCUUUCCAGCUUGCUCAUGCCUUCCGACAGGCUCUUUCAAGUCUAUGAUGAUGGCGAGUCCCCAUCCCAACACACUAAGGAGGCCGCACUGGCUGCUCAUGCUGUAGCCAGCCUCAUUACGGAUCCUCAACGUUGCCGAAGCUUGUACGCUCUAUCUCUUGAAGGAAACGACUUUGGGCAUCGCGGUGUUCGUAUCAUUGUCUCGGCCUUCAUCGGCAGUGGAUGCCGCGAUGAUGGGACAAUUAGUGCAGGCCCACAGUCGUCGCUCGCAAAGCUACAACAGGACCCGUUCUACCAAACGGUCUUCCAUGCAAAGUCGCGGCGUCCAAACAGGAGCCUUACCCACUUAGGACUCAGCGGAAACGUGGAACGUGGCUGGCGCUCGGUAGAUCCAGAGAAAGAGAUCGAAAGACUCGUCGCUAUCAAGCGGCGCUAUGCUCCAAUACCCUCACAAGACAUCGAGGUGGUCGUGUCGUUUUUGCACCACCGGGCACGUCAGCAGCGGCUGCAAGGAAACGCGGUCAUUGACGACGAAGCUCCGAUCGAAGUAACUCGCCACUUGGCGACCCUCGGCGUCACUAUGGACGAAUGGCAGGCUGAGUUCCAGGAAGCCUUCGAGAUCGGUUCAGGACUGAACCGGACCAAUUGGCAGGACCUGCUGGUCGAGCAUCUUCGAGAAAACAGCCUGGAGAACGAACAGUGUCGCUCGUCCGCCUUCUUCGUCCUGACCGCGGCAAGGACCCUAGGUUGUCGGGCGAAGAGGCAGACUGACGCACCGCCCACAAAUGCAUCAGAAGUAAGCGCCGCUGCGGCUGGCUUCCCGAGAUUCCUAGAUCUACCCCCUGAACUCAGACUUCACGUCUUGCGUCAGCUUGACAACAAUGCGUCUCUCUCUGCACGUCAGUUCAGCCACGUAAUCAGCUUCGCCUGCGAUCCCAGCACGAUAGGUUACGGGAGGUAUGAGUACAGCUGGUCUCACAUCCUUGACGGGGGUCUCGAUUCGGUCGGCAACAGAGAGGGCAGAUCGUCUGCGACGCUACCGGCGCGGCCAUGGUCGUGGGCCGAGUGUUUUGCGCUUCGCGCGCCACCUCGAGACUGGGAGGCUGAUCUUCUGGACGCCGACCACUUUUUCCGUCAUAAACACCGCGGAACGAGCAAGAGCGAAGAUCGGGACGCAUCCGCGCAUGCGUUUCUGGAAUCCACACUGACUCACAGGCCAGAGUGA
This is a messenger RNA of Sporisorium graminicola, 1260 nucleotides long. RefSeq lists its product as uncharacterized. NCBI's taxonomy places the organism in Eukaryota, Fungi, Basidiomycota, Ustilaginomycetes, Ustilaginales, Ustilaginaceae. The coding region runs from base 1 to 1260 and encodes 419 amino acids. The record is from RefSeq and is a predicted model, not a curated record. The transcript has a single exon.